Emys orbicularis (European pond turtle) is the source of this 1629-nucleotide messenger RNA. Its product is annotated as zinc finger protein OZF-like. Lineage: Eukaryota; Metazoa; Chordata; Testudines; Emydidae. The record is from RefSeq and is a predicted model, not a curated record. The transcript has 4 exons. Gene Ontology annotation, biological process: regulation of DNA-templated transcription. Bases 1 to 1416 code for a protein of 471 amino acids.
AUGUCUCCAUCCCCUCGCAUCCAGUUGCUGGCAGUGGAAUUCGGGCCGGUGACCUUCGAGGAGGUGGCAGUGUAUUUCACCAGGGAAGAGGGGGCUCUGCUGGACCCCGUUCAGAGAGCCCUCUGCAGAGCCGUUAUGCAGGAGAACUAUGAGAAUGUGACCUCGCUGGGUGAUGGGAUGGUGAGUGAGAAUGAGGAGCAGAACCCUCAGCAGGAAGACGCUGAGCACGUGGAAGCAUAUGGGGCAUUAUCGCAAAGAUCUGAAGGGAAUGUGUCCAUGAGUUGUGGGCAGGGAAAAGAUUGUGAGACUCAGCACAGGCCAGAAAGGGAGCAGGGAACUGAGCCAAGGGAGAAAGAGGGUAAUUGUCAGGGAAGUCACAAGGAAACCACAGCCCAGCAGAGCAUCCCCACAAGUGAGAGAGACCACACAUGCCCUGAGUGGGGAGAAAACAUCGGUAGCCCUUCGGUUCUUCUUCAACACGAGAGAAUCCGCGCCAGAGAGCCACCCCACCAAUGCGGUGAGUGCGGGAAAACCUUCCAUCGGAACGCACACCUGAUUCGCCAUCAGAGAGUGCACACGGGAAACCGACCCUUUAAAUGCUUGGAAUGUGGGAAAAGCUUCAGCGUGAGCUCCAACCUGAUCGCCCACCAGACCAUCCACACGGGCAAUCGACCCUUUUCGUGCUCUGAGUGCGGGAAGAGCUUCAACAGACGCUCAAACCUUAUUACGCACUGGAGAAUUCACAUGGGAAAGAAGCCCUUUACAUGCUCGGAAUGUGGGAAAAGCUUCACGGACAGCUCCAACCUUAUCCGGCACCAGAGAACCCACACGGGGGAGCGACCCUAUGAAUGCUGCGAGUGCGGGAAAAGCUUCACUGACAGCUCUGAUCUUAUCAGGCACCAACGAACCCACACGGGGGAGCGACCCUAUGAAUGCUGCGAGUGCGGGAAAAGCUUCAGUCGGAGCUCCACCCUCAUUCGGCAUCAGAGGAUCCACACGGGAGAGACGCCCUAUAAUUCCAACCUUACUCAGCAUCAGAGAAUACACAUAGGAGAGAACCCCUAUAGAUGCGCCGAGUGCGGGAAAAGCUUCACUCAGAGCUCGGCCCUUAUUGCGCAUCAGAGGAUCCACACGGGAGAGCGCCCCUAUGAAUGCUGUGAGUGCGGGAAAACCUUCAGUGUGAGCUCAGCCCUUGUCGCACAUCAGAGACUCCACACGGGGGAGAGACCCUAUAAAUGCUCAGAGUGUGGGAAAAGCUUCAGCGUGAGCUCAACCCUCAUCAUACAUCAGAGAAUCCACACAGGGGAAAGGCCCUAUCGAUGCUCGGAGUGUGGGAAAAGCUUUAAUCAGAGCUCACACCUGGUUAGACACCAGAGUCUCCACAGGGGAGAUAAGCACCAUAAAAACCUUGUCUAAGGCUGUCCAAAAAAAAAAAAAAGUUUUUUAAUACUUUUCUAAUUCCCACAUAGUGACUUUUAAGGCUCUUUGCAGUGUUUGCAUCACUGUGGUCCCGCAGCUCCCCCCAGAAGAGUAGCACACUGUUGGAGUGAAUCCCUUGGUCCUUUCUAUCUGCUCCUUCGUCCUGAGUCAUGAGAAUGUAUGUCCCUCCUACCGGGAAUGUCCAUCAGC